Molecule: messenger RNA, 7896 nt
Organism: Lolium perenne
Lineage: Eukaryota; Viridiplantae; Streptophyta; Magnoliopsida; Poales; Poaceae
Source: RefSeq, a predicted model, not a curated record
UGUUCCCGAAGACGUCUGUCUCUUCCUUCUUCCAUUCGCUUCUGAAAUUCUCGGCGCGGCGGGCCGGAAGGAAGCCAGGAGCGAGAGGCGGAGGUGCCGGGAGCGAGGAGCGAGAAGCGAGAAGCGGAGGAUCCCGGAGCGAGAGGCGGAGGGGCGCGGCCUGCGAAGUGGCCGCUGCUUCCGCAGCGCAGACCUAGAAAAAUGGGGAGUUUUGUACUUCACAUGGCAAUGAAAUAUCUGGAGUACACACUCGGCCGGGAGGAUGCGGAAGGACAUGUGCUGAAUCUUGCGUUCAGUUCCCAAGUCUUGAACUACCUAGGACGUAUCAGGGUUCCUUUCAGGACUCCACGCAUCCCACAGACCCCACCCCGUGUGCCGCCCGCUCCAUCUCGUCCUGGACUUCCGAUUGUCGUAGGACUAGGCGGUGGUGCCAUACUUCACAAGGCUGGCAGCUUUGUUUGGUCUUAUAGGUGGUGGAUUGGUAUUGGUUUGGGUGUCUGUCUGCUGGGACCCAGUGUCACAAACUAUCUCCGGCGCCGUCGCAGCGACCGCGAGCAGAUUACUGUUAAUCCACAUGCUGUUCACCCAUCUGCAGCAACAGAAGCUUAUAUUUUAGAUGGAUCAGCUAUUCUGUCUGCUUACCUGCAGGAGAUACUACAGAGUGGAAGGUUUCAGGAUCUGGACAUAUGUGAAGCAAAUGCAUUUUUUCAGAAGCACCCAUUUGAAGCUCAAGCUGGCGCACUCUUUUGUGUCCAACACUUGUACCUUCAAGUACGAAACCAUGUUGAUCCUGAAAGUGACCUGGCCAAUUUACUGGAAGUUGCUUCUGAACGUGUUAGAAGAGUGCUGUCACACAACGAGUCAUUGGAACCGGUCAAUUCGGAUUCUUAUUCAUUGUGUGUACAGUCUAAGAAUGGAAAGACUGUAGCUCUUAUAAUCACUGGAAACCUCGGGAUUUUCAAGCAAUGGUAUUGCUGCUCUGGGACUGUCCACAAUGCUAUCGAAAUCAGAAGACCUUUCAGGGAUAUGAGUUACAUGGCUACUAGAAGAUUGCCUCCUGCUUUGCAAUCUAUGUGUACUUCAGACAUUGUAUUUGAAAAUAUUCAAGAGGGGCCAGAGUACAUUAUCCUGGCUGGUUCUACCGUCAUCGAUGUAUUACAAAACUUGAGCCUCGUCGAGUUUGCCUACCAGGGAGUGAGGCCGGGGAUUGAUCUCCGCGACCUGUGUGAGACCCUGCAUGGGCUGAGUGUACCAUCUUCAAGGCCAAGUGAGAACAUUCUGCUUGUCAUCGUACAAUUCAAGGCGCCCCAUCACCCUAUUACCCUGCAGUCCGAUGACAUAGCUCGGCGCAAGGGCAAAGCCCCGAUGGACGGCGGCGAGGGUACAUCUGGGUCGAAAGCCCAGUGAACUUGCAGCAAGGACACCUCACCUGGAGGUCUAACCUACUUGAUGUAUGUUGGAGAGGUGAACUUGGCUAAGAGGGAUUUGUGAGUUAGAAUCUGGGCGCUUUUGUAGGAUCACGAACUCGUGAUUGCCAUUGACCCACUAAACGUCUUGCACGCGUAGUAUGUUCUCAAUUGACCUGCCAACAAACAGGCCAAGCGUAUUAGCCUGAAAAGCAGUAUCAACUUAACAUGCAGAUUGAUUGCUUGCUUAGCAGGAAUAAUUUUUCUGAGAUUUAAAACUGAUCUCUACGGAGACGAUCCUAACAAACCAGUGGUGUGUCCUAUACAUAUCCCAGCCAAGUCGCCGAAUCUUCGCCGCUGCAAACCAACCUUCCCAGGGCGCCCCUGCCCCUUCUUGCCUAGUCUGUGAGCAACUCAGUAUAUGUUGCACCAAACCCGAAAUUGAGAAACGACCCAGAUGAAGGGGCUCCAUCUCCUACUGUGUGCUCUCUGACGGAGGGAAGUGAGACGAUAAGGGUGCUCGCAUUUUGGGUGGCUGUGAAGGAGCUGGAGAAGCGGAAUUCUGUCCAUGCAGCCACCCAGAAAUGCAAUUUAUGAUUGUAGUGGUGCACCUCUUCCGGUUCAGAUGCAGCUGUUGUGCCUAUCAGGCUCAGUGCCUUCUUUUCUAGGUGCUAUAAAGCUGACAUGUGUUUUCUUCUUUGAAUAAAGUCAGAUAGUUUAUGCUAUGACCUUGCGUGUGGUUUUCUUGCGACCUAUCAUUGGGUGGUACCCAAAACGAAGACGUACAAGCUUUAGCUUCUCUUAGAAAUUUUGUUCAAAAGGCUCUCUCCAAAUAUUUCAGUGCUAACCAGCUCCGUGCUGCCUAUUACGGCGAUUCGGGUGGCUAUUCCCUCCCCGCUGCCACCAUAUUCUUCUCCUUCCUAGCUUCCCUCGGCAUCCCCGGGCGACGCCGCUACACAAAGUGGCGGACGGCGGUCACGGGAACCGUAUCUCCGUGUGCUCUCGGUACGUCCAUGAGUGGGUGGAAGCCCUAAACUGUUCUCGAGAUGUGCCCUCCCUCUUGUCUAGCCCAGAGUUUGCGAGAACUAUUACAGUGAGCCCUCCUAGGGUGAACAAAAAGAUGAACUGUUACAGUGAGCCCUCCGCACCCGAAUAUAUUGCUCAAAAGGCUCUUUCCGAAUAUUAUAGAGAUUCGGGUGGUGAUUCCCUCUCCGCCGCCAGCACCCUCCUCCCCUUCCUUAGCCGGUCGACGCCGCUGGCCAAUGCGGCAGACAGUCACAUAAAGUAUCUUCUUCUCGGGUGACACAGACAAAGGUGCUCUCGUCACGUCCUUAAUAUUUUUUUAGAUGAACUGCCCCACUUUAUUAAGCAAUAAUGUUCGAAACUGAACUAAGAAUCGGCACAAUUUCUGGGGGAUUUCACAGCCACAGGUGACGCCCCAGAUCGAGAGAUGUAGCUGCACGGGCUAGAUUGUGAGCUUCUACUGUAUAUUGCCUUCGUUCAUGCAUGAAACGAACAGCAGCUAACCUGAGUGAAUACUCAUUGAUCUCUCGAAUAACAGAUGUGUUAGAACCUCCAGAAGCAUCUGCUAGAUCUCUAAUAAAUCCUUGACAGUCCGAGGUAAUACCGACCUGACACAAAUCAAAGUCCUCGGCCAGAGCUAGAGCCUCCCUACAAGCCAAAGUUUCAAGAACAUUUGGGUCUGAAAUGUUCAGGAAAAACUGUCCCUGUUGCACCCAUGAAUAUGGCUUCUUGGUUUUGACUGAUAGCACCAACCGCGCCUUGAUUGCUUGUAGGAGACAUAGCUCCAUCAAUGGUGAUCUUGGAGAAGCCAGAAGGUGGAGCCAGCCAGCUCCCCGACCCUCUUGCCACCGGUUGAGCGGGUUUCAAACUACAGGCUUCACAAGUUGUUGGAGAUCAGAGAUUUAUCUCCUAUAAAUAAAUGAGUAGAUAGCGGACUCGCUUUCAAAAAAAGAGUAGAUAUCGGACUCUGAAAGUUUUGCUCAUGAAUAGCUUUGCAUCGGGCUGUCCCAAUUGGCCAAAUUGUGACCAGUACCUUGGUAAAAUCUGAAUGAGAUAGCGCUUCCAUUGGAGAAAAAAUCCACUGUUUCGCCGAAGGUUCCAUGGAAUGAAAUAAGUGCUCCACUAGUUCCUCAUCACAUAAUGCCCAAACGCUUCUUGCCAUAACACAUUCCAACAAAGAGUGCUUCCAAGAAUCAACAGCUCCACACAAGGUGUACCUCGAUGUUGUAGCCAUACUACGAUGACGGAGAAGAUCAGCUGUCGGUAGAGAUUGUUUUGCCAAACACCAUAAGAAAACUUUCAGUUUAGAGGGAACCUGCACCUUCCUCAUCUUCGUCCAACACUUACACUCGACUUCUGAAUUGGAGCCACCUGACGACCCACUCAACCAAGCCUCCCGCUGCUGUUCAUUAUCAACUAGCAUCCUAUAAACCAGCCUGACUGAGAAUUGUCCUCUCUUCUCAUAAUACCAAGACCAAAAAUCUGGUAGAGCCCCAUUGCAUAGUGGUAUUCCUUUGAUAACCGCAGCAUCAAAAGGCAAGAAACACUGGCGAUCUUCUCUGAAUUCCAUCUCUUCAUAGGUGCAUUAAUAAGCUCCGCCACAAGCUGUGGAGGUUCAUUAGACAAACAAGUCAGAGGCCGAAGCAUAUGGUCUCUAGGCAACCAAUUAUCAGUCCAGAUGUUUGUAGUGGCCUAGAACAUCCUUCUUACUAGUCCCUGCACUAGAACAUCCUUCCCUUCCAUCAACGCUCUCCAAAUCUACGAUAGACGGGGACCUAGUUGGGCUGACAGAAACGAGGAUGUAGGGAAAUAUACAGCUUUUAAAACUCGACCACUCAAUGUGGAGGGUUCCUGCAAUAUGCGCCAUCACUAACGAGCUAACAAAGCCAAAUUAAACAGCACUUUGGUUUAGUCAUUUCUUCCCAGGAUACUAGGUUUCCUUUCUCCUUGCUUACUUCCCCACCAAAAUUGUCUGAUCAGCGAAUUAAUAUGAAGACAAAGACGCCGGGGAAGCUUAAAACAAGCCAUGGAAAAUACCAAUAUAUUUUAUGAGUACCUCUUUGCCACCUACAGUACCUUUUCCAUCCAACCCUUAAUUUUAGACCAAACACGGUCCUUCAGAUAUUUAAAAGCUCCAUUUUCUGAAUUCCCCACAUCGGAUGGCAUACCAAGAUAUUUAUCUGAAAGUGUUUCAUUUGUGACUUGCAACUUUGUUUUUAUCUCAUCUCUACUAUUCUGAGAGCACUUUUUACUAAAAUAUAUUGAUGACUUGUCACCAUUGAUACGCUGACCUGAUGCUUGACAAUAAGCCUCCAAAGAACUCGCAACUUUUAUAAUACCCUCACUUGUAGCCGAUGGAGCCACUUUAAUGGCGCUAAGCACUGAUGAGUGACUUCAAUGGUUUAGGAGGCACGAAAGACCCGCUGCCAACAAAAACAAGUAAGGUGAUAUGGGGUCUCCUUGAUGGAUCCCACGAGUAAGGUCACGUCCUUAAAUGGACCAGAAGUCCUAACCCGUGCUCGAUAUGUGUGGCCUGUGGAUGCACCCAUCGGGCUGUUGGAUGUUUGUCGACCUUGGGGGUAGUGGUCGUGGCCAAGGCGCUUUGGUUGUCUCUUUCCCUCCCGUGGGCCGCAGCUCUUCUACCACAGAAGCCCAUCCAAGCCUAGAUUCAGCGAUGCAGGGUGAGGAUCGUCGGCGAGGGAUGGUCCUGGCUAAAUCCGACGGAUGACAUGGGGCUUGAUGUCGUUCUAGGGUCACUCGGUUCGGAGGGUGAAGCCUUUUCAUUCUUGCUCCGGCAGAAGGUGAAUAUAUUGCUCAAGAGGUUCUCUCCAAAGAUUACAACAAUUUGGGUGGCGAUUCCUCUUCGCCGCUAGUAUCAUGUCCUCCCCUGGCUGGUCCACGCCGCUAGGCAAGGUGCCAGACGGGCAGACGGUCACGGAACCGUAUUUUCGUCUAGAGUGGCAAGACAAAGGUGCUCUUGUCACGUCCUUGAGUGGACUUGAAGCCCAAACCCGUGCUUGAGAUGCGCGGCCUUGGCCCAUGGAUGCGCCCGUUGAGUUGUUGGAUGUUUGUAGACCUUAAGGGUAGUGGUCAUGGCCAAGGGGCUGCGGUUGUUUCCUUCUCUCCCGUGGGCCGCUGCUCUUCUGCCGCAGAAGCCUGCCCAAGCCCAGAUUCAGCCGAUGUGGGCCGAGGGUCAUCGGUAAGGGAUGGUGCUGGUUAGAUCCGACUGAUGACAUGGGGAUGAUGUCGUUCUAGGGUUACUCGGUUCGGAAGGUGAAGCCUUUUCGUUCUUGUUCUGCGAGGGGUGGGUCGCGUUUUCAGAGUGUUUUGGACAAACCCUGGCAUAUCCGGCCUGCCAAACAAGGCCUGAGGGGGUUGGUAAGGGGAAAAGGGCGCUGGAUCCGGAGCCGAAAGGUUCACAAAUGAGGGGGUUGGUCAGGGAAAAGGGCAGUGACGAAGCUUUGCCACCGUUUGCCAUCCAGCGGCCUCCUCCGGAGGGGGUGAGGGAGUUGAACGGUGGUGGUGGAUGUCUGGGGUGGCUGCUGGCUUCCGGAGCUAUGUGGAGUGGCUCGUGAGCCCCCUAGGGUUCUCUUAGGUUGAUAUGUUUUUGACUUGAUGAUACAUGGUUUUCUGUUCUACAUUUGCGGUUAGUGAAAAGAUUGUCGGUUUAGCUUGAGUGGGUAGCUAUUUUAUGUCAGCUCAAUGGCUAUAGUUGUGCUUUAUUUGUAGAUACAACAAGAACAACAACAACCAUUAUUUAGUACCAUGCUGAAGGCAUUUGAUAUUUCGAUCGGCUAAAGUUAUGAUGAGUUAAUAGUAGGUACUGCAGGUCCUCAGGUCAGCUAGAACAUUUUUUAAUGAUAAUUGUUUUUGCUUGCGAAACUUUUAUGGUUCUGAAUUGUUCUACAGGCUGCAACUAUGAGCUAAAAAUGGUGAAGGUGAAACAUUUUACACAUAAUGGGUGAUGAAACUUUAACAUUGAGGUCAACCUGUGAUUCUAUUCCCUUUUUGACUUGAUAUUCGAUCAUGCAUGUUGUCAAGCUUAAGUUUCAUAGUUAUAUUUGUCAUGUCUCAUUAAAGGUAAAUAUAGUAUUCUGUUGUUUCUCUAUGCAAGUUUCGGUUGUUCUUGGUAGCUGAGUCUGUUCUCUGUACCUUGUUAGGUGUAAUCUAUCCAGCUAGGUGCUUGGACUGUAAUACAUACCUACCUUCAAGUGUAUUCUGCACUAUCAACAAGGAGCGUGCUGAUGCUUCUUUGUCAAAAGGUCAGCGGUAGCUGGUAAGGAAGUUUUCUCUGCUCACCUGGACAGUCUUGCCAUCCAUUGCUGCGGUUAGUAACUGAUGUUGCACAUUUGUACACUAUAUAGGGAACUAAAAGCUAUUGAAACUGAAUUAUCGGUAAAUUUUACUAGUAUAAACAAAAAGGGUGUACCCAGUGCGGAAAGCUCCCACGCAUUGUGCGGUCUGGGGAAGGGUAUUUCUAGGCAGUCAUUCCCUUGCUUUAUUAUUAUUAUGCAAGGAGGCUGAUUCGAACCCAGGACCUCCCGGACACAAGUGGAGAUACUCUACCAUGUCCGCCCUUCUUUGACAGGUAUACACAGUUUGCCUUUAUUCGAUUCGAUUUUAGUAGGCUACAUUUUAUCCUGAAUUAUGUUGCCUAAAGCGAUACCCUUGCACUACAAUGGCGUAAACAACAUAGCAAUGCAGACCUGGACACUUCCAUGGAAGCAUGAAGGUUGCUGCUGUCGAGUCUAAAAAUGUAUUUAUUUAUAACCCGUUUUCUUUUGGUAAUUUUGUUGGAGUCACUAGUAAGAAAUAAAGAGCCUGAAAAUAAGCUUUAGAUGAAAAUUUUCUCAUGGCAGCUGAUUAGGAUUAGGUUUCAACAGCAGACCAAGUGUACGAGGGCAAUGGUCUGGUGAUAGGAAGUUCUUGCGUUGUUGGGAGAUUGAUUUGCAAGAACAUCGAUUCUUAUCAUGCAUUAGGUCUUGAUACUAACGGAAUUGCUGUCCAGAGUUGCUAGGCUGGGCGUGGAGUCCAUCUCUGAAAUUCUGGUACUGGUACUUUCCAGAAGGCGUUGUCUGAUAUGUUUGCAGGUUGCUGUGGCUGUCUUUGCAGCUUUUAUCAUGAAUAUCAUGGCAAUCUGGUUUUGAACAUAUAACCUCAUUUCACAUCCAUCAGAUGAUUGGUAUGUGCAAAAUGCUCUUCUGCCGGUAGGAGUGCUGCCCAUUGAUGCAGGAGCGGCGAAUGGAAAUUGUGAAGCUUCAAAAUCAGAUUACCAGAUCCUGCCGUCUCCAAAGUAAACCUCAUAGAAAACCAGGUAGCGCAUGGGCUAGUUAGGUUAGGGCUUAAUGUAUCAAGUGUGUUUGAGUUGAUUUCGUAACCAUCCUGCGCAAUGACUUUUGCCAACCAAUAUUGUAACAGAGCGACCUGCUCGCGUUCCUGACUCAGAUACAGCAGCAGUUGCAAGACA